AUGAAGUCAUGCAUUGUUUUUGUAUGCAUGAUAGGCAUAACUCUGGCACAGGACCCUAUAGAUUUCCGGCCCUAUAAUGUAACGGCCCUGAACCUUUUCUACAGUUCUGAUUAUAAUGGAAAUGGGCAAUUCGAUCGCAGCGAACUCAACGACGUCUUCCGUAACUACGAUGUCAACCACGACGGGCGCGUCGCCCGCCAUGAGUACCUGCACUUCAUAUCUCAGCCACUGUACGACUUCGCUGUGAUCCUGUUUGAAGACUACGACUGUGCACCUCCGCCCGACGGGUUCGUGGAUGAUGUCGACUUCGAUUUAUAUUACAGUGAAAUGGACGCAAAUCAAGAUGGUAUGGUGGUUAUUAGUGAGUUUGUAGAUCACUGGAUACAUGUGCUGGAGAAGAACGAGGCCUUACAUAUGCCUUCUUCCCAAGCUCCAGUUACUCCAUAA
Molecule: messenger RNA, 447 nt
Organism: Ylistrum balloti
Lineage: Eukaryota; Metazoa; Mollusca; Bivalvia; Pectinida; Pectinidae
Exons: 5
Coding region: 1-447 (148 amino acids)
Molecular function (GO): calcium ion binding
Source: RefSeq, a predicted model, not a curated record